AGAAGCUCAAAAAAACGCUUCGAUGGAGAGCGGAAUGAUAUCGGUCGACAGAUGGGCGGCCGGCAGCCAGGCCUACUUCCUGACGCAUCUCCACGCCGACCACACCGCUGGUCUCUCCGCCGCGUGGCGGCGCGGCCCCCUCUUCUGCUCCCGCCUCACUGCCAAGCUUAUCCCCUGCAAAUUCCCGGGAUUCGAUGUCUCUCUCCUCCGCAUCGUCGAAAUCGGCACCUGGCAUUCGCUCUCCCUGACUUCUCCUUCGUCUCGCUCCAGCGUCGAAUUUGUGUUCAAGGCGAUUGAUGCUCAGCAUUGUCCUGGUUCAGUUAUGUACUUAUUUCGUGGUGAAUCUGGCUGUACGCUUCACACUGGGGAUUUUCGAUGGGAAUCAAAUAGUUUAGGCACUGAAAAUGGAAGGGCUGUGUUGAUUGAUGCUCUAAAGGAUCAGACACUCGAUACUCUUUAUUUGGAUAAUACUUACUGCAACCCACAAUACUCGUUUCCUUCUCGUGAAGUGGCUUCCAAACAGAUAGUUGAUAUUAUCAUGUCUCAUCCAAACGAUGAAGUAGUUAUUGCAAUAGACUCAUUGGGAAAGGAAGACCUUCUGCUCUAUAUAUCACAAGCACUGAGCAUGAAGAUUUGGGUAUGGCCGGAACGAUUACAAAUUAUGCAUCUACUUGGUUUUCACGAGAACUUCACGACCCAGACUUCUCUUACUAGAAUCCGUGCUAUUCCUCGUUACAGUUUUAAAACUGACACUCUUAACAAGCUGAAUGAAUUCCGUGGCCCAACCAUAGGUAUUAUGCCAUCUGGCAUGCCAUGGGCUGUGGCCAGGAAAGAUGGGAAUACGGUUGGUGCUUCUGCAUCUCAUGUGAAUGAAAAAGAGUGCAGCAAAAAUCCCGGAAGUUGCUCUGAGAUACACGGAUUGGGUGGAAAUUCAGGAAACGCUACAAAAUAUUAUGAAGUCCAUUACUCUGAUCACUCAUGCUAUUCUGAGAUACAAGAAUUUAUUGAGCUUCUCCGGCCUGUCAAUAUCAAAGGCAUAGUGUCUUCGAGAUCAUGUUGCAUUAACCCUCGUUACUACUUUGGUCACCUUUGUGGACCUGAGCAAGCUCUCUGGAGGGUACAGCAGAAACUUGACUACGAGGAGGAUUUAAGGAGGGCUGAAGUUGCUGAAAUAAAACCUAUAGCAGAUGGUGUUUCCCAUGUGUCAGGAAGGAAAAGGAAGAACGAUCACAUGAAUUUUUUUGGUAUACGCAUAAGUAGGGUAAGCUUGUUGGGGAGGUUGAGCCGUGGAGCUAGAAUUACGAGUACGGAGUCUUGCUCCGAAUGAUUGAAACACAUGGCAGUGUAUAUCCAGUUAAGCUGUUUAAAAAGAACAAUAAAUAUAGUUAUGUAACCAGUUGUAACUAAAUGACCACUUUAUUCUAGUUAUGCAGUUUAAUACUCCGAA
Molecule: messenger RNA, 1447 nt
Organism: Salvia splendens (bonfire salvia)
Lineage: Eukaryota; Viridiplantae; Streptophyta; Magnoliopsida; Lamiales; Lamiaceae
Product: 5' exonuclease Apollo
Exons: 4
Coding region: 23-1327 (434 amino acids)
Biological process (GO): interstrand cross-link repair; double-strand break repair via nonhomologous end joining
Molecular function (GO): damaged DNA binding; 5'-3' DNA exonuclease activity
Source: RefSeq, a predicted model, not a curated record